AUGAUCCUGCCGAACAGACCCGCUCCUCCUGCGCCGCCCGUUGAACAGGUCCCCUCGGCCGAACCAAAUGGUCUCCCACCCUAUCCCACGAUUCCACCCAAUGUCUGGGAGCCUGUGAGCCGUAACAGACAUUUCAGAGAAACAGUCAAAUUGCCCCCCCGACCAAAUGUCCAUCCUCCAAUCCCAGCCGCAAGCAUUGGCUACCCUUACCAGUCUACGCCUCCACUCGUGCCCUACACCCAGCUCGAGCCGGUGGUCACGGCAACGAGUCCCAGCAUGGCCCAAGACCCGACCUGUGAGGAGUUCUGGCAUCAACGGGAGACAGACCAGGCCUACACAAAGAGUGUCGAGCCCAGCCAGCCCGAGGUUUCACAUGCCAGAGGCGAACCACCGCCACGGCCAGUUGGCAGGCCGGGGGAUAGGAAAUAUAAAAUUCGGGGAGUAAGGCAAGUUCAACAAAAAAUAACCUCAAACAAUUGGACUAGACAACUGAAAAAUUAG
Messenger RNA from Protopolystoma xenopodis, 501 nucleotides. Lineage: Eukaryota; Metazoa; Platyhelminthes; Monogenea; Polystomatidea; Polystomatidae. The record is from the annotation of a GenBank genome assembly.